GUUUUGAGAACAUUUACACGUCAAGCACUUCGUGUAAUGUCAAUAACAAGUAAUGUAUGUUCAGUAAGACUAUAGUACACAUAAUUCGAUGUGUUCCAUAUAUCAGUAUGUCUGGGCCAAGGCAGGAUGUUAAUCUCGAAUUGGAUGAUGAUGACGGGCAAAACAAACGUGUUAACAACACAAAACAAGUGGACGAUGCUGACAGUAAGCAUGAGGAUGUUAACAUAGAAUUGGAUCGAAUUGUGCAACAAGACGAUGUUGAAAACAUCAAACAAAUUCCAGCUGACAUUGCUAUUAAAGGUGACAAUAAAGAGAACGAGGGAGAACAAUACCAUCAUCAACAACAACAUGACAUCAAUGAUGAUGAAACAAAGACAGAAAAGGAUAUAGCAUGGCACAACAGGGCAGACAUUAUGGCGCUGAUCGGCGGGAUUGCAUUUAUAAUUGUCCUUAUUGGUGCAAUAUUCGCAAUGGGUGGUUGGCGAGAAUGGGACGCACCAUCCGGGUACUUCCACAAUGUCAGUGUGACCUCUAUGGAGAGGUUCCUACCGGAGCCGUACAUCCUUGAACCAGGUGUGAGAUGGAGGGAUUCCCCAGGGGCGGCGGGUAGAUGGUACUACUGGAAGCUACCCACGGAUAGGGUGACCAUUUGGAGCAGAUUGUUCAUGUGGAUAGCCUACUUUGGACACCAAUUGACAAUUUGGUGCGUCACUUACGCAGCACAGAUGGCAAAGGCUUCACGACCAAAAGGAGAGCCAAAGUAUACUGUAAAGAUGGAUCGGUUCAACUGGAUUUCCCUUGGCCUAAACGUUGUGUUUCAUAUUGUUCAUUUCGUCAAUACGCACACUACAUACGAUGGUAUAGCCCAAGAUACAGUAACUGCAAGUUCCCAGGGGUCGGUGAUAAUGGCCAUCGGACUUAUAUUAUUUAUGGAAUAUAAUGAGAAGGGCUUUAUCAUGGGUUGGCCGAUGCGACGAGACACGGACAGGUUCUCCAAGUUCAUCUACAGGGCUCCGCUGGAUUGUGUUUAUGUUGCUCGGAAGUACCAUGGCUAUGCGAUAUCAUGGGCUGCGAUCUAUACGUUCUGGUUUCAUCCUAUGGAGAACACAUAUGGCCACGCUCUCGGCUUCAUUCAUACCUGGAUCAUAUUGCUCCAGGGGAGUCUGAUGCACACCAAGUUCCAUCAGAACCGUUGGUGGAGAUUCAUCCUACAAUCAUGGAUGUUGCUACAUGGUGCGAUGGUUGCUUUCCAAACUGGCGAUCCCUCAAAGGUGGCAGAUUUCUGGCCCAUGUUCUUAUUCGGAUUUGCUUGCUUACUUGCCUUAUCAUGGAUUUAUAUUCUCCCAUUUUGGAAUAAGAUUUCAGGUUGGUUCCGGUUUAUACCGCCCCUCGUGUUUAUAGGGAUCAUGGUUGGAUCAUACAGUCAAAUACUCGAUCAAGAUGGCAAGCCUUACACCAGAAUGGCCGAAGUUAUCAGGAUACCUGGCUUUUUCUUUGCAACUUUUUUCAUUUUCUGGGUCUGUCUAAAGCUUUUUAUCAUAGCAAGUAUGAAAAUCAACGGUCCGUUAAAAGGAGAGCGUCCAUCUUCAUGCAAAACCAUCGGAAACGCAUUCGGAUUUUUUAUUAUAUAUGGGGCAAUGAUAGGCAUCUCAAUUAUCUUUCAUAUCAUUGACUUGGCAAGCGGCGCACUUAUGUUUAUUAUGAUCCCUGUAUAUUUUGUCGGGGUAGCCGCUUCUACCGUAAACCUUCAGCAAAUGAUUCCUAGUAGAUUCUCUGAUGUGAAUAACACGACCGGAGAUGCAGAUGCAGACCUCUCUCAAGUUGCAGAUGAACAACGUCAGAAAGGCUCUAAAUAUAAAGACACAUAUGUUAUUAAUGGUAAUCAAAAUGAAGGAUUUAACAAAACUGAAACUAGAUAGGAUCGGCAUCAUUUGCGGUGAGAUUUUUCCGAUUAAAAGCAGAACCGAUAUAAAUAUGACUAUCAGAUUAUUUUAGACGGCGCCGAUUAGAAUACCAUUUAAUCAAGCGAGUAACUGAAUAUGAAUCACACAAACAUGAUAUCAAAAGAAUCGAACAAUAGUACAGUAGUACUGAAUAAGAAAAAGCAUACGACGAACGGCAUACAGAUAAUGAUUAAAAUAUUUUUAAUUAGAAGAUUUCGUGUGAAAAUACAACUUUAGUGUCCUAGGUAAGAGUCGUUACCCAAAACUCGAGAUAUACAAUAACAUACACGUAUUUAUUAACGAAACUAAUCAUAGAGAAAAUAAAUAUAAAACGCUUUUAUUUUAA
Molecule: messenger RNA, 2289 nt
Organism: Owenia fusiformis
Lineage: Eukaryota; Metazoa; Annelida; Polychaeta; Sabellida; Oweniidae
Source: the annotation of a GenBank genome assembly